AUGGGCAAGUCAUUGGCUCAUUUUCAACUUGAACAUCUACAAGAAGAAAUGCCAGUAGAACUACAGAGAACAAAGGAUAUUAUUGAUGCUUUGGAUGCACCUAUUCCUCAAGAAUCAAUUGAUUGUAGAGAUAAACUCAAUUCAGCUCAGCAAAUUGCCUUUGACAAAAUUAUUUCUCACGUUCAAGCAGAAAAGCCUGGUUGUUUCUUUGUUGAUGGCCCUGGAGGGACUGGAAAGACCUUUCUGUAUAAUGCACUAUAUGUAGAAGUGCGCUUGGCAGGGAAGAUUGUUCUUCCAGCGGCAACAUCAGGAAUAGCUGCAGCAAAUAUACCUUCUGGCAGGACAACCCAUUCACGGUUUAAAAUUCCACUUGAUUCAGAAACAUCGCUCGCUUGUGAUGUUCCUAAACAAGGCAGCUUGGCUGCUUUGAUUAAAGAAACAACAUUGAUUAUCUGGGAUGAAGCUUCAAUGGCAAGGAAGGAGAACAUUGAGUCUGUUGAGCUCCUACUCCGUGAUCUCUGUGAUCCAGAUCAGCCAUUUGGAGGAAAAGUUAUAGUCUUCGGUGGAGAUUUCAGGCAGGUUUUACCAGUUGUUCCUCACAAGACUCAAAGAGAAGUUGGUGCAACAAGCCUGGUUAAUUCACAUAUUUGGCCUUGGUUACAAAAGUUACAUCUGACUGAAAACAUUAGAGCUAAAGAAGAUCCCCCAUAUGCAUCAUUUUUGCUGAGUUUGGGAAAUGGUCAGCUUCAGGUAACUAAGAAUGCUUUUGUGGAAGUUCCUCCUCACAUUGUGAAUUAUUAUCAACAAGCCGAGGAACCUAUUGAUUAUCUAGCUGCUGCUGCUUUCCCUGAAUUGCAACAUCCUGCCUUUACACCGGAUAUAUUCAGAGAAAAGGCAAUCCUAACCCCAUUAAAUGAUGCAGUUGACUCAAUCAACAACUUUCUGAUUGACAAGUUCCCAGGAGAAGCAGUUCUUUAUAGAAGUUUUGACAGUAUCCUAGAUAUAGUUGUGCAAUCUACCCAACAGAAUUCUUGA
Molecule: messenger RNA, 1035 nt
Organism: Chenopodium quinoa (quinoa)
Lineage: Eukaryota; Viridiplantae; Streptophyta; Magnoliopsida; Caryophyllales; Amaranthaceae
Product: ATP-dependent DNA helicase PIF2-like
Exons: 1
Coding region: 1-1035 (344 amino acids)
Biological process (GO): telomere maintenance; DNA repair
Molecular function (GO): DNA helicase activity
Source: RefSeq, a predicted model, not a curated record